AUGGAUUCCAGAAUUGUUCGCGAUUUCUCUAUUUACGAUACUUUGCUUCCCCUACAUGGUUCUUCGGAUGAGAACUCCGAAACUAAUAACGACAAACCUGCUGAUGAAAAACGCUCUACACUUAGAGGUGCUGCCUCAAAGCCCAGUCCCACUGGCCUUAUCACAGUGGGAAAAUGUCUUGAGCAACACCUUGGUCACUGGUAUCGGUACCGUGGCUUAAGCAUGGCUCUAGCCUACCGGUUGGCCAAAGCAGUCUUGAUCUACCUUACUCCUCUCAGUCCUCUCCGGGACAAUAAUAUCUUCCAAUGGUUCCUCUAUAACGCAGCCAUCGAAACGUCUCUUUCAAUCCUGCAGGUGGCUCUCGUCCAUAUCAUCAUCUCACGGCCUUCUCAUCAGCGGUUCUAUCAGUACAUCCCAGGUCUAAGUAGCUGGGUAACUAUUGCCCCGAUCGCUACCCUCUCCAGCACUCUGGCAAGUGCGAAUUUCUACUUUCCCAUAUUUCUGAUUAGACAAUUCGGUAAGGCGGGUGGAGCAGGCUCAAUCACCAGCACUACGGAAUCCUACACAAUUGGAAUAACCUUGCUUGCGACAGCCCUUCUGUUUUUCCUAGGUGUUGCUCCAACGCGUGCGAUCUUUAUCCGACAGGCUGCUUCCUUACUGCCCGAGCAUAUCGAGCUGGCUGUGCCCUUUGACCAUACGUUUGGCGGGAAGGUGGUCCCCGUUGCGCUUGGAGGGAGCGGGAGAUUGAAUAUUUCGGAUGCAUGGGUUAGCUUUACCUUUGCUGGUCGCGUUCGCUACUUUGGAUUCCUUGGGAAGGCUUUUGUACUCAUGAUGACGGGCUGGUUUCUUCUUUUCUUUAUUACUAUGCCUUUGGGCUAUUCUGUGGUAUCCGCAUUGGAUAUCAAUUUCCUUGCGUGA
Aspergillus lentulus is the source of this 918-nucleotide messenger RNA. Lineage: Eukaryota; Fungi; Ascomycota; Eurotiomycetes; Eurotiales; Aspergillaceae. The record is from RefSeq and is a predicted model, not a curated record.